AUGGCCUCGGUGGCGCCGGAGGUUGAGAAGAAGGAGGAGGAGGAGCAGGUGGUGAACCCGUGGGAGGUGUCGGCGGGGAAGGGCGGCAUCGACUACGACAAGCUGGUCGACCAGUUCGGCUGCCAGCGCCUGGACGCCCCGCUCAUCGACCGCAUCGCGCGACUCACCGGCCGCCCCCCGCACCGCUUCCUCCGCCGCGGCCUCUUCUUCGCCCACCGGGAUUUGAACGAGAUACUGGACAUCUACGAGAAGGGGGACAAGUUCUACCUCUACACGGGGAGAGGGCCCUCCUCAGAGGCGUUGCAUCUCGGACACCUCGUCCCCUUCAUGUUCACCAAAUAUUUGCAGGAUGCUUUCAAGGUUCCUCUGGUGAUACAGCUAACUGAUGAUGAGAAGUUCCUGUGGAAAAAUUUGACGGUAGAGGAAAGUAAAAGGCUUGCGCGUGAAAAUGCAAAAGACAUUAUAGCAUGCGGAUUUGAUGUUGAAAGGACUUUUAUAUUCUCUGAUUUUAAUUUUGUUGGCGGUGCCUUUUACGAAAACAUGGUUAAAGUGGCCAGAUGUGUGACAUAUAAUAAAGUUGUCGGAAUAUUUGGAUUCACUCCAGAGGAUCACAUUGGAAAGAUUAGCUUUCCUCCUGUGCAAGCAGUUCCAUCAUUCCCUUCUUCAUUUCCCAAACACUUUUCUGGCAAUGACCAACUACGGUGCCUGAUACCUUGUGCAAUAGACCAGGAUCCUUAUUUCAGGAUGACCCGUGAUGUUGCUCCAAGAAUUGGUUACCAGAAGCCAGCACUGAUUGAGUCAAGAUUUUUCCCUGCCCUUCAGAGAAUGCCAGAAGCUUGGCGCCACUUCAUCCAUCCGGCUUUGAUUCGAUGGUUCACAUCUUCAUCAAUACCCCCAUCCUCCUGCAACAUUGACCCCAAAUACCGAAAGGUGUCCUUCCGAGUUCUACUAAGCCUAAACCCUUUCGAUUCCAAGGGGGAGAACACGAAAAUGUCAGCUAGUGAUCCAAAUUCUGCUAUAUAUGUGACCGAUAGUACUAAAUAUAUAAAGACAAAGGUGAAUAAAUAUGCAUUCUCAGGUGGCCAGGACUCUGUAGAACUUCAUAGAAAACUUGGAGCUAACCUUGAGGUACACCCUUUUCCUGUUGUUUUGACACAUACUAACAAUAAAUUGACACAGGUUGAUGUCUCAAUUAAGUACCUGAACUUCUUCCUUGAAGACGAUGAUGAGCUCGAGCGCAUAAAGAAGGCGUACAAGGAAGGAAGGAUGCUGACGGGUGAAGUGAAGCAGCUUCUGGUUACGGUUCUUUCUGAGAUGGUUGAAAGGCACAAAAGAGCUAGAGCUCGAGUUACCGAGGAGGAGCAACAUAUGAAGUUUCAGGAUUUAGUUGUAACUAUUAAUGUCAACCUGGCCGCUCAAUCCUGUAUGGCAGCCACUGAUUUUGCAAAAUCAGCAUGUGAUAUGUUUGUUUUCAAGCUUGCUCGAUCACUGCAAAGAUUUCUAUUUAUUGGAAUUAGGGAACACACACGUGUUUUUUUUGAAACCGAGGCAAAAGAUUUGCCUCGUAUAUUAAUUAAGAGGGGAGAGAGUACAACACAUGGCAGUUACAACUUUGCUUGUCAGAUUGGGACAUACAACGUAAAAAGACUACUCUCGCGGCAUGAUGUCGUUCAGCUGUCUUGCUCCGGCGGUGACCCAAGUCUUGGCCUUGUCUUUGAUGAGUUUGAGAAUGUAGAACGGCGGUGUGGACUUCUUCCUGAAAACCCGGCCGUUCCAAAUAGUCCAAGUGACAAGCAUAGUGAGCGUGGCCCUGGCCUUAUGAUGAAAGAGAUGUCAAUGUUCAUCGACCAACUUUUCACGGUGUGUUCAGAUGACAACCGGUCCAUUUCCAGUUCUCCCAACCCAAGCCAUUCCUUAAUCAUCCUCCAUCUGAGCAGGGUAAAGCGGCAUUUGUAA
This is a messenger RNA of Triticum turgidum subsp. durum (durum wheat), 1956 nucleotides long. NCBI's taxonomy places the organism in Eukaryota, Viridiplantae, Streptophyta, Magnoliopsida, Poales, Poaceae. The record is from the annotation of a GenBank genome assembly.